AUGUGGGACUGGCACUCAUUUUUCAUCAAAAUUGGCAUCCCAGCGGGAGUGUCGUCUCGAUACGCAGAGGUCUUUCGUCAAAACAGAGUUACGAAGGAUAUGCUUCCCGACCUUGAUAAGGCUACUCUUACUGACUUGGGUGUAACAGCAGUUGGUGAUCAGCUAGCUAUCUUACGGAGUGCGAAAGAUGCAUCACUGGACAUGGGAUCUCUCACACCUUCUAAGCUCCGAGUGCGCAUAAGCGGGCCUGGAUCUAGUAAGCUCUCAUUUGUAUGAUA
Molecule: messenger RNA, 278 nt
Organism: Strongylus vulgaris
Lineage: Eukaryota; Metazoa; Nematoda; Chromadorea; Rhabditida; Strongylidae
Source: the annotation of a GenBank genome assembly